This is a messenger RNA of Clarias gariepinus (North African catfish), 1093 nucleotides long. RefSeq names its product putative nuclease HARBI1. Bases 56 to 1093 code for a protein of 345 amino acids. The record is from RefSeq and is a predicted model, not a curated record. Lineage: Eukaryota; Metazoa; Chordata; Actinopteri; Siluriformes; Clariidae. The transcript is spliced from 4 exons.
AUCCCCCGAUUGCGUCUAUAUAAGUGGAGGUAAUUUUUUUAAAUCUGUCGCAGCCAUGUCUUGUCCGUUUAUGAGAGAGCAGCCGGUUACCGAAGGUGCGAGGAUUAUUCGCAGAGUUUUUCAAAUUCCUCGUGUAUUGCGUGAUAGACAAGAUCCUUUGGCACAGCAUGACAAUAUACUUAUUGAGAGAUACCGCUUUUCUCGUGAGGGUAUCCUUUAUAUAAUUUCGUUGUUAAACCCCUAUGUGAAAUGUUCAUCUCGCCGGAGUCGAGCGUUAACAACCGCACAAACGGUGUGUAUUGCCCUGAGAUUCUUUGCGAGUGGCACUUUCCUUUACACCGUUGGAGAUGCAGAGAACGUAGCGAAAAGUGCUGUCUGCCGUGCCAUUCGCAAAGUUUACUUGGCACUCAAAAAGUUUGUGAGGGUAUAUGUGUUAUUCCCAAGCCACUUAAGACCCCAGGCUGUAAAACAGAAGUUUUUUGCCAUUGCAGGCUUUCCUAAUGUGAUUGGUGCCAUAGACUGCACCCACAUUCCUAUCAAGGCCCCACCAGGCCCCAAUGAAGGGGAUUUUGUGAAUAGAAAGGGUGUUCACAGUAUUAAUGUGCAGAUGGUGUGCGAUUCUUUGUGCCACAUUACGAAUGUGGAAGCCAAAUGGCCUGGUUCAGUGCAUGACUCCAGAAUUUUCAGAGAGUCACAAUUGUUCCAACGAUUUGAACGUGGUGAUUACGAUGGAGUUCUUAUUGGAGACAGGGGUUAUGCCUGCAGGCAGUAUUUCAUGACUCCAUUCCCAAACCCAAACCCAUGUCCACAAGCCCGAUACAAUGCAGCUCUAACUAGGACGAGGGCACGCAUUGAAAUGACCUUUGGACAACUGAAGGGAAGAUUUCAGUGUCUAAAAAGUCUGAGGGUUGCACCUGACCGGGCCUGUGACAUUACUGUUGCAUGUACUGUGUUACACAACAUCGCCACCAUCAGAAAGGAGAGGACCCCUGUGGUGGAGGUGCAUCCUGAUGAUGACCUCCAGCCAGUGCACUUGGAUCAACCUAGUGGAAAAGCUGCACGGGACAGAAUUGUGGAAUAUCAUUUGACAUAA